Molecule: messenger RNA, 1614 nt
Organism: Soboliphyme baturini
Lineage: Eukaryota; Metazoa; Nematoda; Enoplea; Dioctophymatida; Soboliphymatidae
Source: the annotation of a GenBank genome assembly
AUGCGUAAUUCGGCUUUGUUGCUACGGUGUCAAUUAAAUGCGAUCGUGUGUCCCUGUAGUUGCUUAUUUUUGCUGUAUAGGCAUAACGGUACGGCGGUGCAGCGAAAUCUUACAUUCACCUCCGGGGACCGAACCGUGACGUUCAUUCGUGACCCUUCGCUAUUCUGUGGCUUAAGCGGAAACCAACGAACCCUGUGGUGCGAACUUGCCAAGGUGAAGCAACUCGGCGUGCUGGAUCAAAUGGACCCGGAGUUGCGAAAGUUGCAGGAGGCGAUGUUUGAGGUGAUCAGCAGCGAGGCGUCGUACCUGAGGUCGUUGAACGUUCUGAUCACACAUUUCAUGGCGUCGCCGAAACUGUCCGGCAACGUCAACCUGGGUAGCGUGAUCGCCAGGCAGGAACGCAAGCGGUUGUUCAGCAACAUUUUGGACGUCCGUGACUGCAGCGAAAAACUCUUCAAUGACCUCGAAGCUCGUUUGAACACCAGCGUCGUAUUGGACAACGUCUGCGACAUCCUUUCGCGCCACCUGACCGCUUCCAGCGGCGUCUACAUUCGCUACUGUAGCAACCAGAUCUACCAGGAACGUAUGCUGAAACAUUUGAGGGAGAACAACGGCCCAUUUGUAAUCGUACUGGAAGAUUUAGAAAAGAACGACAUAUGCGAAAGCCUGGACAUCCGUUCGUUCUUGAUGCUGCCAAUGCAGCGCAUUACCCGCUAUCCCCUGCUCAUAGCCGCUAUUCAGCGUCGACUUGGCGAUGACGAUGAACGACAAAAUUCGGUUAGCAAAGCUUUGGAUGAAGCUAACCGCGUAGUGAAGGAAUGUAACGAAGGCGCGAAAAAAUUCGAACGCAUGGAACAGCUGAUCGACGUCGAGCGUUCGUUGAUAUACACCGAGAAAGGCCCGAAGCGUCUCGCUUUGAUCAGCACAGACAGAUGGUUGGUCAAACGGGGAAACAUGCUGCUCGUCAAUCCGAGACGAAGAAGCUUCGGUAAGACGCCGAUAAAUGUUUCCAACGUUUCUUUAUUCCUGUUCACCGAUACGAUGGUGGUGGCGAAGCCGGCAGAGCACAAGAACUUUGUCGUUUUGGACUAUUGUCUCCGGCAGUACGUAGAUAUGAGUCUGCUACAGGACGAUUCACCCCUGCUCCCGGCUGGUAUCUUUGAAGCGGUCGGCAACUUCCGGCAAAUCUUCCGUUGCACUUUCAUGCAGAACCAUGCCGGCCGUCAGGUGGAGCUGAUUCUAGCAUCCAAUUCAGCGACCGAACGAACCAGGUGGCUGGACAUCCUCAAGCCACCGUCGACGUUUAUGGACGGUGAGGAAGAGCGGAUCUACGAGGCUUGGGAUUGUCCCCAGGUCCGUGCAACAGGAUUCUAUCACGCGCACGAAGAAGAUGAAAUCAGUCUGUUGAUCGGCGACCUCAUCAACGUAUACAGGAAAAUGCCGGAUGGCUGGUAUGAAGGCUUCAAUAACCGUGAUCGCAGGACUGGUUGGUUUCCGGCUUCGAAAACCGAGGAGGUCAUCUCUGACCAUAUUAGAGCAAAGCAUUUUCGCGAGAGACUGCGGGUUUUGCAUGAAGCAGAGCGACUGCACGCUCAAUACUUAAACAAAAAGUGA